AUGUCGCAGCAUGGCGGUCUUGGGAACACGGCUCAGAGGUGGCGGGAGCUCCACGGCGAGAACAACUGGAAAGGCCUCCUGUACCCGCUCGACCUCGACCUGCGCCGCACCGUCAUCCGCUACGGCGAGAUGGCACAGGCAACCUACGACGCGUUCAACCACGAGAGGCUCUCGCCGCACGCCGGCCUCUCCAGGUUCGGCAAGAACCAGUUCUUCGAGAGGGUGCAGCUGCCGGGCCAGGCCGGCACGUACCGUGUCACCAAGUUCUUGUACGCGAUGUCCUCCGUCGCCGUGCCGGAGGCGUUCAUAAUGAGUUCCCUAUCAAGGGCGGCUAACAGUAACAGGUGCUGCGAGUCCAACUGGAUCGGGUACGUCGCGGUGGCCACCGACGAGGGGACGGCCAUGCUCGGGCGCCAGGACAUCGUCGUCGCGUGGCGCGGCACGCUGCGGGCCCUGGAGUGGGUCGACGACCUGGAGUUCGCCAUGGUGCCGCCGACAGGUCUGCUUGGGCAUCAUGAAAGCUCGGAGGCCAUGGUGCACCGGGGGUGGCUGUCCAUGUACACCUCCAGCAACCCCAUGUGUAGCCACAACAAAGACAGUGCAAGAGACCAGGUGUUGAGUGAGGUGCGGAGGCUGAUGGACAAGUACAAGGACGAGGAGCUCAGCAUCACCGUGACGGGGCACAGCCUCGGCGCGGCGCUCGCCACCCUGAACGCGUUCGACAUCGCCGCGAACGGAUACAACGUGGCGACGCGCGGCGCGGGGACCGGCUGCUCGGUCACCGCGUUCGCGUUCGCCAGCCCCCGCGUCGGCUGCUCCGGCUUCAAGAAGCGGUUCGACGGCACACCUGGGCUGCGGCUCCUCCGCGUCCGCAACACCCACGACAUCGUGCCCAGGUACCCGGCCGUGUUCUACCACGACGUCGGCGCCGAGCUGGCGAUCGACACGAGGAAGUCGCCGUACCUGAGGAGCCCCGGGCACGAGCAGAUCUGGCACAACCUGGAGAACUACCUCCACGGCGUGGCGGGCACGCAGGGCGUCGGGGGAGGGUUCGAGCUCGCGGUGGAGCGGGACGUGGCGCUGGUGAACAAGGCAUACGACGCGCUGCGGGACGAGCACGGGGUGCCGCCCGGGUGGUGGGUCCCGUGGAACAGGGGCAUGGUGAAGGGCGCCGACGGGCACUGGAGCUUGAUGGAUUGCGAGGAGGAAGAGAAUUUCCCAACUGUUGGGUAA
This is a messenger RNA of Phragmites australis (common reed), 1233 nucleotides long. RefSeq names its product phospholipase A1-II 6-like. The record is from RefSeq and is a predicted model, not a curated record. NCBI's taxonomy places the organism in Eukaryota, Viridiplantae, Streptophyta, Magnoliopsida, Poales, Poaceae. Gene Ontology annotation, biological process: lipid metabolic process. The transcript has 2 exons. Gene Ontology annotation, molecular function: glycerophospholipid phospholipase A1 activity. Bases 1 to 1233 code for a protein of 410 amino acids.